AUGGAAGCCCUUAAGACUUUUGAUUCAAUGCACAAUUUGCAUAAAUGUGCAGUAGAUAAAGCAUUCACGAGAACCACACAACACCUGGAUCUGUUCCUGCGGUUCCUGCUGGGCAUCUCACUGGAGUCCAAUCAGAGACUCUUACAGGAUCUACUGACACACACAGAGAACAGCUCGGAGAACAUCACGAGAACCACACAAUACAUUAAAGAGAAGAUUAAAGAUGGACAUGGACUCUUCACUGAAAGAUCCAUCAAUCUGUUGCUCUGUCUGCUGGAAGUACAAGAUCAGACUCUGUCCAGAGAGAUUCAGAAGUUUGUAAAAUCACACAAACACAAAGAGAAGAAACUCUCUCCAUCUCACUGCUCAGCAAUUGCCUACAUGCUUCAGAUAUCAGAGGAGGUGCUGGAUGAGCUGGAUCUCAAGACAUACAACACAUCAGAUGAGGGCAGAAGAAGACUGAUACCCAGCUGUGAUCAACUGCAGAAAAGCUCUUCUUGCUGACUGUAAUCUCACUGCUCAGGAUUGUGAAAUUGUGUCAUCAGCUUUACAAUCCUCAAACUCUGUCCUGAGAGAGCUGGACCUGAGUAACAAUGACCUGCAGGAUUCAGGAGUAAAGCUACUCUCUGAUGGACUGAAGAGUUCAAACUGUCGGUUGAAGAUAUUGAGGUAUUUAAGAACAUUAUACAUUUAUAAUUUC
Messenger RNA from Cyprinus carpio (common carp), 700 nucleotides. Its product is annotated as protein NLRC3-like. NCBI's taxonomy places the organism in Eukaryota, Metazoa, Chordata, Actinopteri, Cypriniformes, Cyprinidae. The record is from RefSeq and is a predicted model, not a curated record. Bases 1 to 504 code for a protein of 167 amino acids. The transcript has 2 exons.